GCGAGAUGCGGAGCGCCGGCGCCGCAGCAAGAUGCUGGAUGGAGACCGCCUGCGGCGCGGCCGCCUCGCCUGCUGCCUAGCGCUGCUCGCGCUGCUCGCCCGCGCCCCGCCGCCCAACGCCGCCUACUUCGGGCUGACUGGGAAUGAACCCCUGACCAUCCUCCCUCUGACCUCAGAAAUGGAGGAAGCUGCCGUCAAGGCCCACUACAAAGUGUGCGACCGCCUGAAGCUGGAGAAAAAGCAGCGCAGGAUGUGUCGGCGGGACCCCGGGGUGGCCGAGACCCUCAUGGAGGCCAUCAGCAUGAGCGCCCUGGAGUGCCAGUACCAGUUCCGCUUCGAACGGUGGAACUGCACGCUCGAGGGGCGCUACAGGGCCAGCCUGCUGAAGAGAGGUUUUAAGGAAACAGCCUUCCUCUAUGCCAUUUCCUCAGCAGGGCUCACCCAUGCCAUGGCCAAAGCCUGCAGCGCUGGGCGUAUGGAGCGUUGCACCUGCGAUGAAGCCCCUGACCUGGAGAACAGGGAGGCCUGGCAGUGGGGCGGCUGUGGCGACAACCUCAAGUACAGCAAUAAGUUCGUCAAGGAGUUUCUGGGGAAGAAAUCCAUCAAGGACCUGCGAGCCAGGGUGGACUUUCACAACAACCUCGUGGGCAUGAAGGUCAUCAAAGCUGGGGUGGAGACUACCUGCAAGUGCCACGGAGUAUCUGGAUCCUGUACUGUCCGAACGUGUUGGCGACAGCUCUCUCCGUUCCACGAGAUUGGCAAGCAGCUGAAGCAGAAAUACGAGACGUCGCUCAAAGUCGGCAGCACCACCAACGAGGCCACCGGGGAAGGGGACAUCUCGCCACCCAAGAAGUCCAUCCCUGGUCACAGUGACCAAAUCCCAAGGACUACGGAUCUUGUCUAUAUUGACGAUUCCCCCAGCUUCUGUCUGAUGAGCAGGUAUUCACCUGGGACUUCAGGAAGGAAAUGUUACAAAGACAAAAACUGCGACAGCAUCUGCUGUGGCCGAGGUCACAACACGCAGAGCAGGGUGGUCACCCGGCCGUGCCAGUGUCAGGUCCGCUGGUGUUGCUACGUGGAGUGCAAGCAGUGCACUCAGAGAGAAGAGGUUUAUACCUGCAAGGACUAAUGCCUGCUCUGCUUACCGGAUGCCCUCAGCGAUGGGAGAUCAGGAUCUAUGAGAAUUAUAUAUGGAGACAAACAGGGUGUGAUUGACCGUCUUGGGAUCUGAAAGCUAUGUUGAGACCUAAGCACUUUGUAGGGUACAGGUGACCCAGUUGUGUUUUUUGCUUUUUUUUUCUAUAGACUGAAUUUUUAAUCAUGAGGUCCAACCACGUGGAAACAAGUGCCUGUCAUGCCGGGUUAGGUGUCAGCUGACCCUUUGCCAAAGCCAUCCAUAAAUCCACUCAGCUUGACGGAUCAUUCAUUUAUCUUGAAAGUCCUUGAUUGCUUCCUCAGUCCUCCAUAAGCUCCUCGGUGAAAUUAUUCUCUCUGGAAUAAACACCUGUGUGCCCUACUCUACUUUUUAUUCCUGAAACUUGCCUGACUGAAUGGAGAGCCAAGCAGAUGAAUGAGAGAAACUUGAUUUAAAGUAUUUCUGCCUUUAAAAUGUAAUAGUGGCAAUGUCUCUCUAAAGAAAGAGGGGAAAAUGGGUGUGGGCAAGCUUCAGAAAAUGAGUUGCUCUUCUAAGGGAGUUUCUGCAGAUCAAGUGUCCAAGGCUGUAAUGAAGAGACCCAUAUAGAAAGUUGGCCGCUUAACAGCGAUUUUAUAUAUCGGUGUAACUCCAAAAAUUUUGGGUCCACCAUGUUAUGGGCAAAUCCAUCCGACAAAGAGCUUGAGGAGACAGUCCAAUGAUGCACAUGUCCCACUCCCUGCAGUCCAGUCAAACACGCACCUCUACAUGUUCUCCAGAUGCAGUUUCUUUAGCACUAUCACGGUCUUAAAUCGUUUUUAAAGAAAAACCACUAGAUCUUUGCUUCACUUUGGUAAAGGAGUAAUCCCUCUUGCCUCUCGUUGAUUGACGUUGACCCUGUGGAGGCUGCUGUAGAAAUCCAGACUGGAACUUGUUAGUCUUAUGGCGACAAAAUUUGGAUACUUGUCUUUCUGAUAGCUGGCUUUUGACCACAUGAAUUCCAUUGCAUCUCGAUGCUGGCUUGACACUUGCAUUUUAUAGGAGCUGUUCUGGACUGGAUUGGACCUUUUGGAGGAGAAGAUGUUAUUUUAUUAGGUCAUCAUUCCAUUUACUCUAAACCAUGGCAGUUGUACAUGGCACAAACUAGAGGUAGACCCUACAACUGUAAGCUUUUUAUUUUAUUUUAUUUUUUUAACCACUAGAUCGAGUAUUUCUACAUACAGCUACUUACCAGUAACCAACCCUUGGAGAUUGCAAACCUCUAGUCAAACAUGACACGAGCUGGGCAAGGAAUCCAACCAUCAAAUGCAGCGGUAGCUAGCUCCAGCGCUGUGAACUAAACGACAACCUCCAUUUAUUUCUUAAAAAGGAUAUUUUACAAUAUAGGAAUUGAUAUGGCAGUUUGUCUUCAGUCCUAUAACACCACUGCUGGGAUCAGAAACAGCUGGUAAAUGCCUCAACAAAGCUUCCUAAGGAAAUGUUGGAGAGUGGAAGGCAUCUUUUUUUGUUCUUGCAGUCCUUGAUUUUUUUUUUUCUCCAUUAGUAGCAAUUUCACUAGUUCAUAACCCAUGGAUCUGUGUUUUUGAGAGAGGAAAGUUGGCUGGGAUCUUUCUCCUUCCAGGAAAAGUAAAUGCCUAUUGCAACACAGGAGAGCAUUGUCUUCCAAGAAGGACUGUUGUGCUCGGAGAGCCUCUUCAAUUAGCAGCCACUAAUAUUCAAGCUGUUCGUGUGCAUCUACUGGGAAGGGAAAGGUUAUAUGUAGUGUAGGGGAUUCUCUUUGUUAAUUUUUUUUUUUAAUUUUUUUUCUUUAAGGACAAAUUGCAAUUCAGCCUGACUUUUGGUGUACUCCUUGGAGCUGGGAAGACGGGAGGAAAUGGGGGACGGGGAAAUAAAGGGUUGCCUUUCAAUGCUCUGCAGCCCUGCAACACAACACGCCUGGCUCUUUGUCUGAUUCUGGACACGGGGUGGAGUUGGGCCCGUCGUUUCUGCCGCGGCAGAUGCACAGCAACACGUUGGACGCGGCGAGCGAAGGAGGAAUCUGCGACUUCCACAAGAGGCGUUGGUUUGGAAGUAGUGCACGAGCAGUUUACCUGGGUGUUUGUGGGGGGUUUUUGGUUUUUUUUUGUUUUUUUUUUAAGAGACUGAACAGAAGUCUAUUCGGUGUGGAGAUGGAUAUAGAUAUAUCUAUCUAUCUCUGACACACAAGCAUACAUAAAAUAUAUAGAUCUAUAUAUAAAAAAAUAUUGAAUGAACAUUUAUUUAUUAUAAAGCCUUUCUGAAGGACCUUCUUAUGGUUUCAAUGUGGUAUUAUGUGUGUCUCUCUCUCAUGCACAAACUCACUGUAAGGUUUUUGCCAUCCCUUUUCCUCACCCCUUCUCCUAAACACAACUUAAACUGAGAUCCAAAACCGCCACCAAAACCUUGAGGAAUUGGCCCAUCCGGACCCAUCUCUACUUAAUCUUUUUUACUUUUUUUUUUUUAAGUGCUUUUUAUGUACUUAAACAUAUAUAUAUGUUUAAGUACAUAAAAAGCACUAUUUAUGCUUUUUAUGCUUUUUUUUUGCUUUUUUAAUGCUUUUUAUCUACUUAAAGCAUAAAAAAAGCAAAAAAAAAGCAUAAAAAGUGCUUUUUAUGUACUUAAACACACACACACACACACACACACACACACACACACACACAUUUUUAUCUACUUAAACAUAUAUAUGUUUAAGUAGAUAAAAAGUGCUUUAAAAAAAAAAAAGGAAAAAAGAUUAUAUCUCUCUGGACCCAUCUCUACUUAGAUAUAUAUGGGCAUGACUUCUUUCUUUUUUGCUGGUGUCUCCAUCCUCCAUUGAUUUGCUGGGGUAUUUCCACACUUGCGCUGAUGCGAGGGAAGAAGGAGGCAUCCUCGCUGCAUAGAGGGAGAGGUUGGUGGCACAGAGGUUACAUUUGAGUUUGUGCAUUGUACAAAGAGGAUACGUGAGCUUGCACACUAUGUACUUUUUUGUUUUUUCCCAAGCAGUGUGUCUGGUGAUGGGGGCGGGGGGGAGAGAGGUGGGGGAAAUGAGGCAAACUGUUAAAAUAUUGCAUAGAGGUAAGGGGCAAAGAGUGAAUGAACUACUGAGUGAAAGAGCUCUUCUGUGUAUUAGGACUCACGCACUGAAGCCUGGAUGCUUUCUGUAAGUAUUUAAAAACAAAUUGUAUUUAUGUUAAUGUGGAUAUAUUACUUUCCUGUUUAUAUAUUGUAAAUAGCAAGGUUUAUUCUCCUGUGGUUAAAGAAAAAAAAGGUAUAAAUAACUAAAUAGUAGCGAGGCACAUGCAUUAAAUGUAUAGGCAGUGUAUAACAUAUAUACUAACACUCUGAAAUCAGGAGAACUUAUCUCUGUCUCUCUGGCCUUUUUGACGAAGGUGGUAUAGCAUAUGGGUUACCUUAUUGUUGGGGGUGGGGGGGUUAAUGCCGAGGUUUUCCAGUGUUUGCCUUAUCUUUGGAAAAGAAACGAGUAGGGCAGAAAAUGUCUCCUUUUAGAAAAGUCUUGAGUACUUGUUUAGGGUGGAACAAAUGCGUGGUUUUAAAAGCCGCCUUGCAACCCGGUGCACAAACGUGGCAGAGUCCAAUCCCUCUCUGUAGCUUUUGUGAAGUCUCUUCUGGAAGUUAGCUGGGAAGUAGCUGUUUCACCGGGCAAUUGAAAAAAGCAAUACGAGACCUGUCUCUUAAGGACUUGCUAAGGUUUGGAGCAACUUCCAGAGAGCCUUCUGGGGUUCAUCCCUACGAAGCUCUGCUUUUCCAUGGGCGCUGGUCCUGCUAUCACUCCCACCAUGGAAACUCCAUUGCAAUCCCUUGUUAAUGGCAUCAAAAAACUGAGAUGAAAGCAGAGUUGAGCCCCAGAUUUUUCACGGUGCCAUUUUUUUUUGCAAAGAAAGCAAAGCUUUACUUACUUUCCUAAGACGGACUCUUUUGCAGCAAAUAUAACUGGGGAGGGAUGGAAGUUGAGUGGGGAAGCGCUCAGCUUUUUCAUUCCCCCUCCUUGUUCUUGUUUCCACUCCCCCAGGUGUGUUUCAGAGGUCUGGUUUUUCCUUAGUGGGUCCAGCAAGACUUGCAAGGUAUUGCCAGUAUGUGUGCGUGGGGGUGGGGAGGGGUGCAACCAUUAUUUAUAUAACUUUUUUUAAAAUAAAAAAAAAAAAAUUAGCGGAUGGAAGAAUAUUUUUAUUGAAUAGUGCAUUUAGUUAUGUCAGAAAUAUAAAAUAUAUAUAUAUAAUAUUUUUGUAAACAAGGCAAACUGAAAAUGUUUGCUGUUUUAUAUUAGAAUUUUCUAUUAUAAAAUAAUAAUUAAAAAAAAAAAUCCACGCAAAUAAUUGUUGCACCCGCCAUUGGUUAUUUAACAAGCUUCUGUUCUGUGUGACUGACUAUCUAUGCUGGUGCAGAGAAGUGCAAAACAAGUCCUAAACGUUACGUUCAUCCGGUCUUUCAACUUCAGAAGACUUUUAAAUUGGCAAAGCAAGCAGUGUUGAGUCUAGUUAGGUGAACGGACACGGUUGUUUAAAUACUACUUUUUUGUCAUUUGUACCAAAACUAGGAUUUGAUUUGGAGAAAGAUGCAAAAACUCACAAUAAAGAUGCCCCCGUGCUUAUUAUUAUUUUUUUUAAUUGACCUGCAUUCUGGGAUAGUUUUGGGUGUAAUAAAGCAAAGACGCACGGCACCCUCUGACUUCAGUGGCAGUUACUUUAAGAAUAAAAAAAUGGAAAAAAAAAAGGUUGAAAUUUGGUCCGUGCCAGUCGUGCAACUUCUGGCGACCUCGUUAGGAGGCAGAGGAUAUUGUUGAGGACUUUUUGUCACCUGUUAGCAAAGUUUUGCAACUUUUUAGCUGCUCUGAAAAGGAUAUUGUGAGAGGGCAGAAUUUUUCAACUGCUUGUAUUAUCUUGAAUUCAGGGGUAAGACUGAGGUUGCCCUUUUCAAAAAGAUGUAGGAAAAUGGCAACAGCAAAGGAUAAAAUCCGACAAGGGAAGAGACGUUUUGUGAUGGAGCAUUUACAAAGCAGCUCAGUUGCAAAACUCUUUGGGGUAGCUUAUAUUGUAAUGGGUUUUAAUGGCUGAGAAAUAGUCCUGGUUUGAUGUUUCAAAAGCGCCAAGUCCUUCCUGUGGUCUACACCAAAGUCGGCAGGAAGGGCAGCGCCAGGCUAAGCAUCACUUUGCUUGCCUUAUUCAGCUUUAUGUGGCUGUUAAGGUGAGGAAGGUCUAAUUUCCCUCGGUUCAGGUAUACUUAACAUAAGAAUGCCCUUAAUGGCCAAUGACACUUAUCAGUUGGAGGAUGUUGCCCAUAGAUGUGUCCUAGAGUGAAAAUGGCCACGUGUGCAUUCGUGGGGAUGACCAUUCUCCCACCACAACCAGAUGGUCAUCAGUUGAGUUUUUUAAGCCUAGUGACUUUUUUUUGGAGGGGGUGGGGGGUGGAUACACAUCAGCCAUUCAGAGGAAAAAUCUCCAUACUACAGAAUCACUCAAAUUCCCAGUUGCUUCAGUCAAACCCUGUACAGGUGGAAAGGGGGAAUACCUUUUAUGGUUUUUUUUCUGAAUGAAGGUUAAAUAUCUUGAUAGGAGUACGAUUGAAAUGUUUGCCGAAUUGGCAGCACGGUGCCAUUUUCUGCUAGCUCUAGCAAAGAGGGUCACGUUCUGCUUUGGGCCGAGAGGGAUAUAGAGGAAAACCAUAAAUUUAAUGCCGCAUGUGGACAUCCAGUUGGGUUCAAAUGGAAGGGGACACUUCUGAGCUUUGCUUCCUUUCUGCUAGAAGCAGCACCACAUUUUCCAGGGAUGAAUGACUCUCCCUCCCCUCUUUUUUUUGGGGGGGGGUCUGUUUGGAAGGGGCUACCCAAGUUGUGAAAGCAGAGCUCACUUCCUCACUCCUGUUGUGGAUACUGGAAUCUCGUUGGGGUGCCCACGUACUCCGGGCACGGCUCUUUGUGUAACAAGAGCGCUGAAGCCCUUGGUCUCCAAGGCGCUGGGGAAAUAUUUAACAUGGCAUUUGCCAAGAGGUAGGAGCAGCAAGUUAGGUUACUUUGGCCUGCUAACAGCCUUACCAGCUCCUUCUGGAUGAAACCUAUCCAAAGUCGUCUUCUCAGUGCUGGCACGUGACCCUUCUUCUCCCCUCUCCUGUUUUGCUCCAGUUCCUCUGAGGUCUGAAUGUAAAGUCUAGGAUUUGUUUUGUGCACUUGGAAAAAUGGCAUUUCCUUUUUGAAAGGGAGGUGGGGACUGAAUACUAACAUAUGAAGGAUUAGUAUUUUCUUUGUGGUUCGGUAUUUUUUGGUUGUUGUUUUUUUUUUUUUUUCAAUGUCUUAUGGGAGCCUAAGUUAUUUUUUCUCUACCUCAUAUGUACAGCUUGUAGGUAUAAAUCUGAUUCUGAGUGACUGUUGAGAAUGUAUUUAAGUUAUUUAACAUCUUUGUAUAACAAAAGCCAGAACAAAUGAAACAAUAAAUGUAUUUUAAAUUAUA
Messenger RNA from Alligator mississippiensis (American alligator), 7593 nucleotides. RefSeq names its product Wnt family member 9A (gene WNT9A). Lineage: Eukaryota; Metazoa; Chordata; Crocodylia; Alligatoridae. Gene Ontology annotation, cellular component: extracellular region. Bases 32 to 1129 code for a protein of 365 amino acids. The transcript is spliced from 4 exons. Gene Ontology annotation, biological process: cell fate commitment; canonical Wnt signaling pathway; multicellular organism development. The record is from RefSeq and is a predicted model, not a curated record. Gene Ontology annotation, molecular function: frizzled binding; cytokine activity.